Pleuronectes platessa (European plaice) is the source of this 6124-nucleotide messenger RNA. It is a transcript of the gene rims3, whose product is annotated as regulating synaptic membrane exocytosis 3. Bases 223 to 1197 code for a protein of 324 amino acids. Gene Ontology annotation, molecular function: small GTPase binding; transmembrane transporter binding. The transcript has 7 exons. Gene Ontology annotation, cellular component: cytoskeleton of presynaptic active zone; presynaptic membrane. The record is from RefSeq and is a predicted model, not a curated record. Gene Ontology annotation, biological process: regulation of membrane potential; positive regulation of synaptic transmission; calcium ion-regulated exocytosis of neurotransmitter. Lineage: Eukaryota; Metazoa; Chordata; Actinopteri; Pleuronectiformes; Pleuronectidae.
GACACCGCGCGCGCACACGCACACGCACACACACACCAGCACCGCAACUAUACAAGCCGAACGAUGACAUUCACACAGAGACGACACACAACAACAGUUAUUUGACAACUUCCGACACCCCGCACCUUCACCUCGCCGGUCCUAGCUGCAAGAGCCCCCGGUCUAACUGUCUGUCCCGCCCUCCUCCCAGCACAUCAGGCCCUCCAGUCCUACAGCGGGACCAUGAUGCUCAGCAGCUCCGUGGAGGUGCCCAGCCCUGGCGGGAUGAGCGGCCUCGGCGGGCUGAGCGCAGCGGCCCGCAACGUGGUGCGCUCCUCUAGCAUCUCGGGGGCCAUGUACAACCUGGAGAAGAGUCCCGGCAGCGGAGGCCCUGACUCCACGUCUUUGGCCGGCAACAAGAAGCGGCGCUCCAGUCUGGGCGCCAAGAUGGUGGCCAUCGUGGGGUUGUCGCAGUGGAGCAAGAGCACGCAGCAGCUCCACCAACAAGAAGGUGGGACGAAGAAGCUCCGCAGCACCAUCCGACGGAGCACGGAGACCGGCAUCGCCGUGGAGAUGAGGAACCGAGUGACACGGCAGGGCAGCAAGGAAUCAACCGACGGCAGCACCAACUCCAACAGCUCUGACGGAACGUUUGUCUUCCCUACCACGCGCCUGGGGCCCGAGAGUCAGUUCAGUGACUUCCUGGAUGGACUCGGCCCGGCUCAGAUCGUCGGCCGGCAAACGCUAGCUACACCCCCCAUGGGGGAUGUCCAUGUAGGCAUGGUGGACAGAGGAGGGCAGCUGGAGGUGGAGGUCAACCAGGCCAGAGGGUUGAUCCCUAAACCCGGCUCCAAGAACAUCCCAACAACAUAUGUAAAGGUGUAUGUCCUGGAGAAUGGAGUGUGCUUAGCCAAGAAGAAAACCAAAGUAGUGAAGAGGAAUCUGGACCCCACCUACCAGCAGGCUCUGUUGUUUGAUGAGAGCCCUCAGGGCAAGGUCCUACAGGUAAUAGUCUGGGGGGAUUACGGGCGUAUGGACCACAAGUGCUUCAUGGGAAUGGCCCAGAUCCUCCUGGAGGACUUGGACCUGUCGGCCACAGUCAGUGGCUGGUACAAGCUUUUCCCUACCUCCUCCUUGGCAGACCCCAGCAUCGGACCCCUCACCAGACGCCUCUCCCAGUCCUCCCUGGAGAGCGCCACCAGCCCCUCAUGCACCUAGACACCCCAGUAUAACCCUCCCCACAUGCACGGGCACAGGCAGAGUCAUGCAGACACGGCCACACGUACUGUAUACACACAACUACUGUAUUUGAAGUGCAAGACAGGUAGGCAUACACAUAUAUACCCAUCUGCACAUAAUAACUGAUCCCAUCGACACAAAUACACACACUCACACGCUGACAUUCCACUUUUUGCCAUAUUCUCCACAUAAUCAGUAUUUUUAGAUGAUCUUCGUUGAACAAAACUAAUUUACCAGAAACAUGUAGCAUUGUUUCACCCAUGACAUUUCAACAUUUCUCACAACAUGACACGACAAACCACCGGACGCCAUGUUCUGCAUUCCAACGUACCAGAUCUCCGUGGCAUGACUCAUCCCAGGGCCACCCCGAUGCCAGUUUCUAAACUCUCUAUGCCAAACUUAAGAAAAAAUGACCUUUAUUUUUUAAAACCAAAGCAAUUGUUAUUGUUGUUAUUCCUAUAAGUAGUAGGUGAAGUAGUAUACAAUAUAAAGUAUGGAUAUGUAGCAGAGUCUAUGACUUAGAUGUAAUGCAAAAAAAAGAAGACACAUUCUACACACAUGAGCUGAGAAGGGCAGGUCACACACAUAAGCAUACCUGGGCAGCAGGCUUGGAUGUUCACAUAAUGGCUAUUAUGUGAGGUAGCAACACUGCUAUUCUAUAAUUUUCACAGGGCAGAGUUUAUAUAUAGACAUACAUUAUAUAUAAAUAGAUAGAUAAAUACUUAUUUGUGUUUACGUACGUAUCGGCUGCAUUCUGCAUGUUUGCUUGCAACCCUCGUAGAGACAUUUUAAAAGUGCUUGACUCUUUUUAUUUAGCUUGCCUUGACCAAUGUAACGGGAGUAUAGUGCUACUUUACUUUGCGAUCCGGUGACAGGGAGGGUGCCGUCACCGCCAUCUGCAGCCGAGGGGAACAAAUUAGUCGACCGGCCCACACAUUCGCAGAGGAACAAACUUCUGAUCCUGCCUUCAUCUGAAGAGGGAAGGGCUGUCGUACCUCGAGGCACUCUGGGGUUCUUGUGCUCCACAUUCAGGCGAUGCCACAGUCUCUCUCCCUCCCUCCCUCCCUCCCUCUAUAUACCAGCACCCAGACUUGUUUGAACUUUCCCGCUCAUCUUUUUUGUUUUAUUCGCACUCUUCCCGAUUGACGAAGGAGGCAGGCAGGCUGGCGAGCGUGACUCAUGCCUCUCUCCGCGUCUGGUCAGAUCACAGCCAGACAUCCAAGCAGAGACACUUACAGGAAUGGUACCACCUACGACCUUUACCUUCUCUUUGGUCACUCCUCUCUGUCACACUGACUGUAACUGAACCUUUUUUAAAUGUGUAAAACAUGUAUUUUAAUUUUUUUUUUUAUCUGACUAUUCAUCCCAGUAUUCCUUUGCUAGCAGGGUGAUUGUUAACCUGCCAUAUACGGUAGUUUUACUUGUUUCAGGUACAAUAUGUCAAAACUAUCCAGUGUUUAAUCGUUCUUAUUUUAUAUUUCCAGUCAGGCAGCGUGUGUUAAAAAUGGCACUUUAAUGUAACUUUUUUAAUUAUGUUUUAAUUAUAAACCUGCAGUGGUUGACCACUUUUUAAAUGAUUUGUUAGAAUUUUGUCACACUGCAUUGAUCAUCUCUGUUUGAAAUGAGCGCCAGCAUGAAAGUGUGACUUAAGUUCAUUAAGAGUCGCAGUAUAAGGGCCAAUUUAAACAGCUGAAACAGGUCAGUAAAGCCUGUUAAAUUGGAUUUUACUGUUUGUUAACACUUCAAUCUGAGCUGUCAAAGAGAUUCAUUGUAAAGAAAAUACCUGCUUGGAAAAAAAUCUCCAUUACUUCUUAAAGCCACACUGUGUAACUUUUACUGAGCAACAGCGCCCCCUGCAGCCACACGGGGGGGAUAUUCUCUUGGGUUCCAUGUCUGAGCGAUUAAGUUGUUUUUAUGUAAAGAAAAAACAGUGGAUCAAUGUUUUUGACUGCAUCGUCCCACUCACUGAACUGAAACGCUGAGCGGUGGAUAUUACCCAUGAUCCACAGCUUCCUGAACCAGGAAGUAUUCUUCAUAUUUUAACAUUUUCCUUUUUAAUGACUUCUUAUUCUCUUUAACUGAUCAACAGCUUGGGCAAGAACAGACGUUAAGGGUGGGGAGUGGGACUUAAGGUGGCACUAUUCUUUCUAGUCCAAGUUAGUGAACCUUCAGACUAUUUUCAAAGCUGCUCUUUUAAGGCGAAAAGUUGCAAAGUGUUGUUUUAAAAUGGGAGUUUUCCAAGGAUAAAUACAGUUACAGGUUUUGAAAUAGUUCUAACCCACAAAUGUCUUUCUCAACAAAGGUAUCACUGACCUGUUGGCUGUUUAAGCUAAAUGUGGAAUGGUUGAGUCUUCACUGACAACGUGACAAACUGAGCUGUUUGCAUUUAACGUUUUCUUUAAGAGUAUUUAUACCUGUCUGUGUAUCGAAUCUGUCGCGAAUACCAACACCACGGAUAAGGAAACGAAAGGCUGUCGUAGUUCAGCGACGUUAUGAGAGCCGACAGUCUCAAGCUACACCCCAUGAAAAGCUUUUUUGUGUGUGUGAGUUUUUUAAGAGCUCGCGUUUGGUUUUUAUCGCAACCAUAUAUUCUGUCGCCUGCUAACAACUGUCCUUCCUUUGUUUGUUGUUCGGCAAAAAAAGGGAAAGUCCAAGGCAUUUCGUCUUCUCGCCUCCUCAGACCAACAGAAUUCACAAUUUAGCGCCCCUUGAACAUCGGAAAAAGGGGAUCUCUGGUAUUCCUGAAUAUUUUGGGGGUGAGCGUGAUGAUCAUUUUUAGACCCCACAUCUAGUAUACAACCUUUUAUUUUUCUUAAAAGAACCACCAAAGUCUCGCUUCCAAUUUCCUUGCUGGAUCUGUACUUGUAUGGUCAUGUAUAUGAAGUAAUUUCAUGUACAUUAUUGAUUUGUAUUGAUCUAUCUUUCUGUGGACAGCUGGCAUGAUGUAAAAAUAUGGACUACUCUUGGUAUUUGCCCACACUCUCUUUGGUGCGCACAUUUUGUGAUGGCAGAAAGAAAGGCUGGAAAUAGAAAGAACAAUUUAAAGUAGUUUUUAAACCUGUAGAACAUCGCCGCUCAAUGUUUAGUCCUUGGAAAAUUAUAUGAAAAAACUGUCGAUAUUGUUUUCAAUGUGAUUUCUGAAGCUUGUACGAGACCGUCUGUGUCCGUUUGCUGUGUCGGGUAACCCCAGAAAACACUCUCAGAUCUGGUUAUAGUAUAAAGUGAUGAAUAAUUAUCCUAUCAGAGGUGUAUUUAUAGAGAGCGGAUCUGCCAAAUUUCGUUCAGAUCCUUUUUUAUCCCUGCAACCAAAAGGACAAGUUGAAAUAUUCCCUUUUCUUCUAAGUGUAGUGUGGGUGUAGUGAAGGUUAGAUCUUUUGCAUACAUGCAUAAUGAGCAGCGAGUCAGCAACAUGUGAGCGGGAGAUUUAAAAAGUGUAAAUAUUUAUUUAGGAGAAGGGUUUUCGGAUAUGAGCAUUAAAUCUUCAUUAUCUUGUUAUGGCAUUUAACAUAGAUUAGAAACUUUACUAAAACAUGCAUGUUCUCACAACAUGGUCACACACUCAAAGACAAAUUGUUAACCAACGUAAAAAGGUCUCUUAUUACAAUUGGUAAAACACAUUUAAAUUAAAAAUGUCAAAUUAAAGUUAUCAAUUGUGUUUAUAUAGCUUGUUAACCUUAAUUUGAACAAACUUAAAUCCUUUCUGUAGCUGUGCCUCACUGAAGUUGGUGUCUUUUCAGUGUAAUACUUGUGUUGCACAUACUCUACUGUUUAGAGCGAGUUAAAUAACUGUAGGUUGUUGGAGAGUUUACAUUGUAGCAAAAUUAUGCUUUGGUAUUUUAUUUUUUUUCAAAUGGGAAGUUGGAUGCACGAACGCAGGUUGGUUCAUGGUCUGAAGUGUUCGGAGCAGUUUAUUGGAGCAUGUGGAGCUCGGCACAGUUGGAUUCAGCUCGGGUUUAAACGUGGCUCAGCUGAGAUUUGAAUGUAAAAGUCUGGAUGAUGCUUGGAAUGUAAAACCCGCAACACUUGCUUGUCCCCCCCCGUAAAGACCCACAUCGAACAUUCCUUUCUGUCCCGAGUGCAAAACUUAACUAAUGCAUCUUCAAUCAACCCCGAGUUGUCUCUUGAGCGCUAUGUCGAAGAUGUGUUUUAUUUUUGUAAGAAGAGUGGUAUCAUUCGGAGAACGAAGGAAGAAGAGUCGGGAGAGGGCUAGAGUUUAGGGGAAAAUGAGGGCUUGUCAGUUUACAAUGGCCUUACUUUGUGUAGGAGACAUUGCUUCACUAUUGUAGCACACAACUGAAGGUUUUGACAAAUGUAUUUUGCUUGAACUAUUGUACUGAAGUUAUAUAUCUGUGUAUAUGUAUAGUUUUACGAAUGUAUUUCUUAAUCCUUACACCGGAGCUGAGUAUAAUUUGAAUUGUUUUUCGUCACCUUUCUUAGCUAUACUGUCUCUUCGAAGUCUUUCCAGGGGAUAUCACCUGCAUCUGUUCAGGCAGCUCCCCCCCCCCCCUUCUUACUUUGACUGCACUGUCAGUCUUAUCCUCUGCGUGUUCAUUUUAAGAGAGCACCUCUGAGGUUGAAACGAGCAUGACUUAUGUCUUGGCGAAAUGCAUUUCCUAUAUUUAUUUAAAUCGCCACGAAGGGUUUCGAGUUAAAAAAAAGAAAAGGGAUUGAUGCCCCCCCCCCGAUAACUUAUUGACUAAUCCAAUCGAUCAGAUGGAGCUGGUCAGUUUUUUGUACUUUGAACUAGAAAAAGUUUGCCGCAUGGUUCCUCCGAUGAUUUUCUUGUAUUUAAUCUUCCUGAUGAUAUGAUAACAAUGAUUCAUAAUUCAGAUAAUAACAUGUAACACAACCACAAGGAUGAUGAUGUUAGUUUGACCCAGUAUCACGUUAUUAGAGAAUCCAAAUG